AUGGCAUGCUAUUUUAAGGUGAUUUUUAUUUUGAGUGUACUUCUACCGGGGAACUUCGACGUUCCAAUGAACUCGAUCUUAUCACCAGUGGAUAAAAAUGUGGACCAUGUCAGGUUUUAUCUGACACUAGUGAGACAUGGUGAAACAUCAGCUAAUGCCGAAGGUAUAAUUCAAGGUCAAACAAACACCAAAUUAAGUGCAAUUGGUUAUCAACAAGCUCGUGCAUUAGGAAGAAACCUACAAAAUCAUCGUUUCACACAUUGCUAUUCAAGUGAUUUGGAGAGAGCGUCUGAGAUAUUUGGAAUAGCCGAGGGACGAAGUCGAGACUGGUUAAGAGAGUUGGCAAAAGCGAAUAACACUCCAUAUGUCACCUUUACUCCGGAAGGAGCCGAGACUACACUGGAGGUUCGUAGUAGAGUAACAACAUUUUUUCAAAGUCUUUGCGAUGAAUUAUUAAAAUAUCGUACUGAUCAAUUGAAAAAUGAAGAUUAUCCAUUAUUAAACCCUCGUGAAUUAAAUUUAUCUUCAUUUCUAUCUUCGUCUGGAUUAACCAACAAUAUGAAACGACAUUCAAUAGUACAAAAUAUUCCAAUAUUAAACAAUAAUUCUUAUCUAACAGAAGCAACAUCUCUCCCAUCAUCGCCAUCACAUAAACGAUUAUCUACAAAAAUUCAUCCAAUAAAACGCUCUAUAUCAGUCGACAGCAUGGCAGAUCGCGUAACAUUUAGUCUUGAUGACGAAUUAUCUCAAACUCAUUCACCUUCAUCUUCCUGUUCAUCCGUCGAUUCAGCUCUAGAAGAUUCAAUAAAUGGCAGUAGUAACAGCAGUAAUCAUCGUCCUGUAGAACAGCAAACACCAACAGACUCAAAUAGGUCAUUGUCAUCUUAUUCUUCAUUUCAAUCUGAUAUAAUAUCGACAAAGCCAUUGUAUCUACCACCAUCGCCUUAUGAUUCAACAUUUUCUGAUAUUGAUGUAUUAUGUGUGUCGCAUGGCGCUGUUAUUCGUGAAGCACUAAAAUAUUUUGCAUACAAUUUAUACUGGGAUAGUGAAAAUCUAACACUUCAAGAUAUUCCACCGAAUACAUCUGCAACAAGAUUUCAAAUAACGUACGCAACUGAUGGACAAAUCAAAUUUGAUCUGGUUGCUUUUCACGACAAAACACAUUUGUUAACAACUACCGGUGGACAAAAUCUCGAUGUUGUAAAUCAAUGUAGUUUCUAA
This is a messenger RNA of Didymodactylos carnosus, 1221 nucleotides long. The record is from the annotation of a GenBank genome assembly. Lineage: Eukaryota; Metazoa; Rotifera; Eurotatoria; Philodinida; Philodinidae.